CUGCGCGGAUCGCCGAUGUGCAUUAGCUAACCACCCCCCAACCCCUUCAAGAUUCCACCACAAAUCCCCAGCCGGAGCAUCGCCAUGCCCGUUUCGAUGGCCGUGUGCGAGACGGCGAAUGUGGUGAACGCAGCGCUGCGCGAAUCCCUGGGCGGCAACUCCUCGUCGGGCGGCUCCUCCGCCGCUGACCAGGCCAAAGCCGGCGAGGAUUCCUCCGGCAGCCUGCAGAACCACAUCGUGGCCAAUGCCAAGCGCAUCCUGAUGGCCAAAAUCGAGUACGAGGAGGUGCCCAACUACCACGAUUCGGUGCUGGAUAACCUCAAGUCCAAAUAUAUUGUCAUCAAGCCUGGAAAUCCGGGCGCCAUCAAUGGUUUUGGUAGCAAAAACCACACGGGCAAAGUUGUGGGCGCAAAUGGACAUGACAAUAACGGCGCAAGUCGCAAGUCCACGGCGGAGCACCCCAACAAUCAGUCCAAUCAGCACCACAACACAAAUCAUCCGCAUGCCACAAACAGCAACAGCAAUCCCAAUCCCAAUCCCAAUGAGCUGCCCAAGCCGAAGAGGAUUCUCUAUCCGCGCGAGAACAUACGCAUCGGCUGGAAGCAGUCGGACCGCAAAUGGCAGGUGGGCACGGGAAUGAUCAAUGUGGGCAACACCUGCUACCUCAACUCGACGCUCCAGGCGCUCCUGCACAUCCCCGCUUUGGCCAAUUGGCUCGUCUCGGAGCAGGCGCAUCUGGAGAACUGCAAUGUGGCCGAAUCCGGUGGCUGUUGCAUCGUCUGCGCCAUGGCCAAGACCCUGCUGGCCACCCAAAGCAAUCAGUCGGCGGUCAGGCCCUUCCUCAUCUACUCGAAGCUGAAGCAGAUCUGCAAGCACAUGGUCGUCGGUCGGCAGGAGGAUGCCCAUGAGUUCCUCCGCUUUCUCGUCGAGGCCAUGGAGCGAGCUUAUCUGAUGCGAUUCCGCAACUACAAGGAGCUGGACCAGCUGGUGAAGGAGACAACGCCGCUGGGACAGAUCUUCGGCGGUUACCUGCGCAGCGAGGUGCGCUGUCUGAGCUGCAACCACGUGUCCAUCACGUUCCAGCACUUCCAGGAUCUGUUGCUCGACAUCCGCAAGGCCGACUCUCUGGAGGAUGCCUUCGAGGGACACUUUUCCCGCGAGCGGCUCGAGGAUAUGGGCUACAAGUGCGAGGGCUGCAAGAAGAAGGUAUCUGCAACUAAACAGUUCUCUUUAGAACGCGCCCCAAUUACGCUGUGCAUCCAGCUAAAGCGCUUCUCCAUGAUCGGCAACAAACUGACCAAGGCGAUCGCCUUCAAGCCACGCAUCGAUUUGAGCAAAUACGCAGCCCGUUCGCCAGCUGCCCAGGCUCAGCCGCUCACCUACCGCCUGGUCUCGAUGGUCACCCAUCUGGGAGUUUCCCAGCACUGCGGUCACUACACGGCCAUUGGGUCCACGGAUGCGGGCAGCUACUACAACUUCGACGACAGCUACGUGCGGCCUAUCGCCAUGCAGAGUGUCUGCAACACAAAUGCCUAUAUAAUGUUCUACGAACUCGACCUCUCACAGUCUGCCAGUCCGGCGGCCAAUAGGCCAAAUGGAGUGCGUCUCACCAAUGGACAUAGUACGCUGCCAGUGGCGGCAGCAACGACUGUGUCCUCGCCCAACCGUUUCAUCGGUCCACAGCUGCCGCCGGGCGGAAUAAACAACAACGGCUACAGCAAUGGCAAUGCCCAGAAGACGGCGAUCCAAUUCAAGCAGCACCAACAGAACGGAAAGUUUCAGGAAUCUGCGAAGCCUUCACUGGCUGGCGCACUCGCUAAAGGCGAUGCUGCUCCAGCUCCAGCUCCCACUGCAAAUGGUAACAAAAGUUCCUCCACCAGCAGCAACAGCAGCAACCACAAAUCAAUGAACCAGCAACAAUAUCUGCCAAUCUCCUCGGAGGAUGAUGAGGACAGCGAGGAGGAGGAGUUGACACCCAGGCCAACGACUGCCCAGCUGCCGAGCAUGCCCAAGAUGACGGAGGAUUCACACACGGAGAAGCCAAAGUCCCCGGUGAAGGUCCAGGUAAAGACUCCCGUCAAAGCGCCACUCAAAAGUCUAGUGCCCUACGAAUCGGCCUCCGAGGAGGAGGAGGCGGCGGCGGCGCCACUGCCCAAUCCCCGGAAGCGUCGAAGUGGAGCCGACUCCAGCGAGUCGGAUCAGGAGUCGUCUGGACAGACGCAGAAUGGUCACAGCAAGACCAAUGGUCACACCAAUGGCUCCGCCUCGUCGUCAUCGGUUCACGUUAACAGCGGCAGCAAACAAAAGACUGAUGCCAUAGACGAGAUAUUCAAGAGCCUGAAGAAGUCGGCGGAGAGUGAGGACGACGACGAUGAGGAGGAGCAGCCCAGCAUCCAGCUAACCAAUGGCUGGCACCCACAAAGCAGAGCACCACCCUCGCCCAAGACGCCACCCUCGCCAGCGGUUAUCAAAUCGAAGACGGGUAUCUGGAAGGUAACCCGAAACGAUGAUAAUAACCACGACGACGAGGAUGACGACGAUGAUGAGGAGGAGGAAGCGCCCGCGCCCGCAGCCAAGAUCCAGACGCCCAGCAAGACGCAUCGCAAUCCCUUCGCCAGCAGCAAACCCUCCACGGACUCCCCCACAACGCCAGGCGCCAAGCGCCAGAAGUUGCUCAAUGGCAGCGCGGUGAAGUCGCACCAGCAGCCGAGGAUCGGUAAUGGCUACCAGAGCGAAGCCACCUCCAAUGGGAGCACCAUUAACGAGCUGCUGAAGCAAUCGCAUCGCGGAUACGGCUCCUCGGUGCUUAGUUGGAAUGGCAAGCCCGCGGAGCUGGAAAAGGAGCCUUUUGAGUUGGUUUGUGCGAAACGGAUAGCUGGUCACGGCAGUGUGGAUGGCAGCGAUAUCGUCGAGAGCUCGGUGGCAGUAAUUGCAGUGGCGGCGGUUUCAGACGCACCCGAUCCGGUGCUUUGUUUUCUGCAGCUUCUGGUGGAUGCGCGAGAGCAGCGGCAGCGGGACCUCGAUGACGAGGAGGAGAACGAGAUGGAUCGUGGCAGGCAGCGCAAGGUGAAGUCUGGAUCGGCGGCCAAGGGAAACAAUAGCAGCAACAGCACGCCCGGCUACAAUCCAUUCCAGGAGUACGAGGGCCAGAAGCGCUGGAACAAAAACGGCGGCGGGGGAGGAGGAUUUCCUCGCUUCUACAACCAGAACUUCCGGCAGAACUUCCAGCAGCGGAACAAGUUCAAGUUCAACCGCUUCGGCGGACCUGGGGGCUCCAAGUUCCAGCGCCAGGCCAUGCAGCGUCACCUGGCCGCCGGCGGUGGCUUCAACCGGCGGCAGCCAUCGGCACAGCAGCAGCAGCAAUCCUAACUGGAUGCGGAUAGGCGAGGAGGAGGAUCAGGAGACGUCGAUGCGACUGCGGCGUGUGCAUUUGUUAUUGGAUUUCAAUUUCACAUGAGUUUUGUAAACGUUUUUUAACU
Molecule: messenger RNA, 3479 nt
Organism: Drosophila takahashii
Lineage: Eukaryota; Metazoa; Arthropoda; Insecta; Diptera; Drosophilidae
Gene: scny
Product: ubiquitin specific peptidase 36
Biological process (GO): protein deubiquitination; regulation of apoptotic process
Cellular component (GO): nucleus; cytosol
Molecular function (GO): cysteine-type deubiquitinase activity
Source: RefSeq, a predicted model, not a curated record